Molecule: messenger RNA, 1347 nt
Organism: Fusarium tjaetaba
Lineage: Eukaryota; Fungi; Ascomycota; Sordariomycetes; Hypocreales; Nectriaceae
Product: beta-glucosidase
Exons: 4
Coding region: 1-1347 (448 amino acids)
Biological process (GO): carbohydrate metabolic process
Molecular function (GO): beta-glucosidase activity
Source: RefSeq, a predicted model, not a curated record
AUGCCUUCUCUUCCUAAGGACUUCAAACUUGGUUUCGCUACGGCGUCUUACCAGAUUGAAGGUGCCGUCGCUGAAGAUGGUCGCGGUCCCUCAAUCUGGGAUGUCUUUUGCCAUCUUGAACCGACGCGAACAAAAGGUGCAAACGGCGAUGUUGCCUGUGAUCACUAUCACCGCCUUGAAGAAGACCUCGAUCUUUUGAAGCGGUAUGGUUCUGAUAUGUAUCGCUUUUCGAUUUCGUGGUCUCGUGUCAUUCCUCUUGGUGGGCGGGAUGAUCCUGUUAAUGAAGCUGGUAUCGCUUUCUAUGAUAUGGUCAUUGAUGGGUGCUUGAAGAGAGGUAUCACGCCAUGGGUCACUCUUUACCAUUGGGACUUACCGCAGGCGUUGCAUGAGAGAUACGGUGGGUGGCUAGAUGUUGAAGAGUCUCAAAAGGAUUUCGAGAGAUAUGCGAGGCUUUGUUACGAGAGGUUUGGUGAUCGAGUGAAACGCUGGAUUACACUCAAUGAACCCUGGAUCGUCUCAAUAUUCGGUUAUGCAACUGGAGGAAAUGCUCCAGGACGAAGCAGCAUCAAUCCUCAGUCCACUGAAGGCGACACUUCAACGGAACCAUGGAUCGUCGGGAAGGCUCUCAUCAUGAGCCACGCUCGUGCUGUUGCAGCUUAUGACCAGGACUUCCGUGCAUCACAGGAAGGCCAAAUAGGAAUCUCACUAAACGGAGAUUACUAUGAGCCAUGGGAUAGCAGCGACCCACGAGACAGUGAAGCUGCCGAGCGACGAAUGCAGUUCCAUAUCGGGUGGUUUGCCAACCCCAUCUUCUUGGGACAAGACUACCCAAAGUGCAUGCGCGAUCAGCUCAAAGACCGCCUCCCACAGUUCACAUCCGAAGAACUCAAACUUCUUCGCUCAGCAGAGAGUGACUUCUACGGCAUGAACUACUACACCUCCCAAUUCGCGCGUCACAAGUCCUCCCCAGCACCAGACACAGAUUACAUCGGCAAUCUGGAUGAGCUCCAAACCAACAAGGCUGGUGAGCCUGUCGGUUUAGAAAGUGGUCUUCACUGGCUCCGAUCCUGCCCCGACCUCUUCCGCAAACAUCUCACGCGUGUAUAUCGUCUCUACGGGAAACCUAUCAUCAUCACAGAGAACGGGUGUCCUUGCCCCGGGGAGGAUAAGAUGACGCGUGAGGAGUCUGUGCAGGAUGAGUAUAGGAUUAAGUACUUUGAAGAUCACCUUGACGCUAUUGGCAGAGCGGACGCCGAAGAAAUCGGCGUUGGUGCUGAGGCAGUUGGUAGACCAUCGGAAGGGGACUCAGGUGAAGCUGUAGAAGAGGCGAUAGAUGGAACCAAUUAG